AUGACUUCCCACAUUAAAAUUCCAUCUCAUCUAACUCCCUCUGACCCUCAAGGGUCAGAGUUAUUAGCGAGAGAAAGAUCCAAAGCAACAUUUGAUGUUAAAGAAUUAACAUUGGUAUUGUUAGGAUCCGAAGAGUUAUCUAAACUAAAAAAGGUUUUAUCCAUUUUGGAGAACGAUCCUACGCUUGAUAAAAGCAAUAUUUAUUAUAUGGGAAGAGCUGAUUUGUUUAAAUAUGCUUUAAGAAAAGAUAAAAGAAUGGUUCAAUUGGCUGCAACUAAUAAGUGGAGUGUAGAGGAAUUUCAAUAUGGUGUUCAUCAGAGUAUGUUCAUUCCAACCAUAUUGGGUCAGGGAAACGAAGAACAAAAAAUCAAAUUUCUUAAACCAGCGAUGAAACAUGAAAUCAUUGGAUGUUAUGCACAAACUGAGUUAGGUCAUGGAUCAAAUGUUCAAGGGUUAGAAACUACUGCCACUUAUAUUCCUGAAACGGACGAGUUUGAAAUACAUUCUCCUCAUUUAACUGCUACCAAAUGGUGGGCCGGUGGACUGGGAAGAACCGC
This is a messenger RNA of Dentiscutata heterogama, 557 nucleotides long. Lineage: Eukaryota; Fungi; Glomeromycota; Glomeromycetes; Diversisporales; Gigasporaceae. The record is from the annotation of a GenBank genome assembly.